AUGGAGGAAUGUCAAAAUUCUGCACCGGAAAGGACCGAGAAAAGUGCUGUGUUUGAGAGCCCGGUGAUUCUGCCCCUCCCUGAGAAGGAAUUGGAUGACGGGGGAGUUUACAAGGGGGAUCAACCCAACGACCGUAUUCUGAAAGUUUCAGAAAUAUUACGGAAAAGCUUAGAGAUGGACGUCGGAGAAAAUGGUGUAACGAGCAAUGACGAUGUUUUACAUAGCAUGACAGAGAAUGGGUGCGACGUCACGCCACAAUCCCCUACAUUCCGAAGUUCCAUCACAAUUCAUUUAACUCCCUUUGUGGAAUAUCUCCAAUCACCUGAUACUGAAAGUACAUCUAAUGAAAACAUUGAUAUAAAAACUGACCAGGCGUUUCAUAACGAAGGUCGACAGACCGGUGACAGUGAUCAAGUACUUGAACAAAAUAUUGACAAGAUUAUCAGUAAUUCCUGUAUGAGUGGUAUGGAGAACCCAUUAUGCAACGGCGACACUGCAGAUAUGAAGGAGUAUGUAUCUACAGGUGUUGCACAGGAAGGAGAAGGUGAAGAGCUUGUGAUAGUUCAAAAAGUGAAAUACCAUCGAGGAAAUAGCAACAUUGAUGAAUAUAUUGAAAAAGCUAAACAUCUGUCAAUAAAAAGGAAUGGAUUUUCAGCAGGUGUGUCUAAUAGUGGUGAUAAAGCUGCACAAAAUGGUGACCUCUUUAACGGAAGUGAUAAAAUUGACCAAGGAUUAAUGGAAGUGAAGAAAAAUGUAGAACUUUUAUCAUUUCAUGAAAAACCAUUGAUAGCCAGUGAUGAAAUAAGACCAACAGAACAAGAGCGGGAAAAUGUGGAAGAACCUUUAGGAAUCCACGAGGAAAUAAUACCGUCAAACACUGCCUCAGUUCACGCAGAAAACACUCAAGUGAAUCUGACUGUGGAGCAUACAGCUGAUCAGGAAAAUAAGGUCGAUGAUUUAGAAAUAAAAGUACUUUCAGAAGUUAUGAAAAAAGAUGAAAUUCAGAGACAAACUUCCACAGAAGAACAGAGAGAAAAAACAAAGAAAAAACAUUCACCUUUGUCUAAGUUUGGAGUUAAAUUCAAUGAGGCGUGGAAAAGCAUCAAACCAAAACGAAAGGAGAGCAUGGAGAAAUCAAAAACUCGAGUGGCGGGGGCAUACGCAGCUGAACAUGAUUUCACUGUGAACCAUGUAUCUCCAACAAAAGAAAAGUCAGCUUUUGAAUGGGAGGAACCCAAUAGAACCAAAGUAAACAUUAUACAAACCAAUGGAAUUUCCUUCGAAGGAGCAACUCAAAAAGCUUAUGCAAUUUGUAAUGAAUAUGCAUGUGUUGUUCGAAAGCAAAGUUACUCUAAUAAAAUUGAUGUGCCAUCUGAGUUUGUGGAGGAUAAGGAUAUUGAAUCCGAUACAAUUUCUGACAUUGAUGAGGAAUUGGUAACAAAACCUCUUCACAAUGAUGAGAUAUCAGAUUUUGAAGAUGACAUUGACGCCGAAAAGCAGGGCCCAGUGUAUGUGGGACUUAUUGUUAGAGAUGCAAAUGAAGGCGAAGGAAACCCCGCAGAUAUAGAAGGACUUUCUGAAAAUGUAGAGGAGCGUAUUACUGCAUCUGUUAACAGAGAUAUGCAGUAUGAAAAAACCAAGGAUAGCGUAAACAGUGAUGAUGACAUUAACACAGUUAGAAAUGAACUUGAAGCUUCAACAAAUGAUGAAGAAUCAACAAAUAUUGAGAUUUCCCACGAACAGAUAGUCGCAAAUGAAAACACAGGUAUGCAAAGUUUGAAAACCGAAGUUGAAGAAUCAACUGAGUCCACUCAGAAAUCUAUAUCACCCACUAAAGUAAAGAAAAAGAAUAGCAUAUUGAAGUAUCUGCUUCAUAGUCCUAAAAAGAGCAAAACGAAGAAGAAAGAUUCUCUGUCUGGCAAAACACAAGAAGUGACAGUCACCCCUGAUUCAAGAACAGAAACUGUAGCGACGUCAUCUGAGGACCAGCAAUCUAAAAAUACUUGUGCUGAUAAUACUCACCCAUAUCUGAUGUACGUAGAAUGCAGAGAAAAAGAUACAGAAUAUGCGAAAGAAUCUGAAAAAAGUAUUGAAUCGAAAGAGGAAAGUUCUUCGACGAAUUCUUCGACUGCAGAAUUUGAUGAAGUUGAUCUAAAUUCAACCUCUGACACACAUUCAAAUUUAAAUGUAAAAGAUGAAUUUAAAGAUUCAUCACUGAAGGAGGACAUUAUUCCCAGAGUAUCACAAGAAGAUGCUGAAUUACACGUCAAUAUGACAGAAAAAGACACAGGAAAUGAAAACGCAAAUUUUGCAUUUACAAGUCACAAAUAUGAACAAACAGAAAAUUCUGAUCUAGUAAAUACACAUUUGAACGAACAGGAUAUUUUGGAAUCUGAAGUUGACUCACAGUUGAUCGGAGAAAUAGAUGUUGACAAUAGUGGCAGUAAAAAUCUUCCACAGAAUAUCAAAGUUGAGGAAAAGUCUGAUGAGCCUCUUUCGAAUGAGUAUCCACUGCAAGAAAUUAAAGCUGAGCAAAAUUUGGAAGAUGUUCAAUUGAAUGAAAAUCAAGCUGUAGUUAUUGAUGUGACCUGUUCAGAUGAGGUCGAUUUCAGUGUCAAUGAUACCGAUCAUGAUAUAGAUAUGAUUCAGAGGCAAGAAAAAAGAAAACUUCCAGAUGAUGAAAACGAUUCUCAUGAGCUACAGAACCCUUCUGGAAGCCAUUCAGAGAGUGUUGCCACACCGUCACUAAGUGCAAAAUCCUCACCCACUCGAAAGAAGAAAAAGAAGCGAACAAAUAGUCUAAGUGCCAAGAUAUCAGAUUUCUUUGGAGUUGGGGAAUUCAGACGACGAAUAUCGACGACCUCUAACAAAUCAGACAAAAGCCCCCAAGAAGAAAAGAAUAUCUGGUCACCAAAUGAAAAGAAGACAGAGAGAAAACAAAGCGACUCUUCUAUACAUGAAGAAGUGGACAACGUCAUACCUGAAACAGAGACAGCAUGCUCUGAAAUUCAGGAAGAAAUUGUACCUGAACGUUCUUUGGAGGCAAAAAGUAUGCCAGCAUUAAAUAUCGAACACUCAGAUGAAGGAGCGGAGAAAACUAAGACUGAGGCAACUCAAUUGAGAAGUCGUGGACGAGGGAAGGAAAAAAGGCCCAAGAAGUCUUCUUUUCUGGAGAGUCUUGGUUUACAUACUGGUAAAAAUAAAAAGAGACCAGUAAUUAGCAGCCCAAUCAGACAACCCAACAGAAAAAGUUUAUUUGAUGAAGAGAUCCAGAUAGAUGUUGACCAAGACUUACAUAUCAUAUCUUUAUCAGAUGACGAAAAUGAUCCAAAUACAACACCAAGAAAAUCAAAAGGCAGCGAAGAGAUUACGAAAAUCUCAACGGAAGAGGUAGACAAAGACCCUGAUGAAGACAAAAUUGAGAAGACACUCUCCAUGGCAGUCGAUGAAGAAGAAAAGCCACAAAAAGAUAGCGAAGAGAGUAAUGCAAAAGAUAAUAACAAGGAUACAAAUUCUGAAGAGAUCACAGAUGCAGAUGAUUUGAAUUUAUCAAUAUCAAACGUUGAUGGCAAUAAUGAAAGUAAGCCGGAGAUCAAAAUAUGCAUGGUAGAAAGAAAAUUGAGUCCUGGUGAAUAUGUGUCAUUAGAGCAAACCCCAGAAAACAAAGAAAAAGCAGAAAUUGUGACUGAUUAUUUGAAAUUUGAGCAGGAAGAUUCAGAAUUAUCUCAAGAAAUGGAAGAAAAAGGAUUAACGCUACAAGUUAAUGGAGUGAAGAAUGGGGAGGAUUAUAAAUUAUGCGCUUCUGGGGUGGAAUCAUCGACUGAAAGUACAAAUUUGGAAAAGGUGAAUUCCUCAAAAUUAGAAGCUGGAACUGAAAAAGAAAUUAAAACUAUAGAAAAAGAAAAUGGUAAGGAAUCCACAGUAACUAACAGCAAAACAAACAAUAUCGACGAAAAAUGCAGUAUGAAUGCUACAAGUGAAGAGGAAUCCCUAGUGUUCAAUACGGAAUCAUUUCAAAAUGUUGAUAAUAAAGAAGUCAAUAAUGAAGAUAUCGACAACAGUUCACCCUUAAAUGAAGGGGCUAAAACCGUUGCAGAAAACGAAAAAUCAGCAAAUGUUACAAGUGUUCCCUGUGAAGACGGUCAAAAUAUUCACCAUAUCACUGUAAAAGCGACCAUCGAAACACCUCCUGUGUCAAAUGAAAUUGAUUUAUGUGAAAUGAUGAAGGACCAUGUCACAGAGUGUGAACCAUUAUGCAAUGAUGCGGAAUAUGACAGCAUAAAGGUAGAAGAUGAAAGGACUGUAGCAAUAGAAAACCCUAAUUAUUGUGCCACUUGUCCAGUUGAAAACAAAUUGCCCCCGGAUAUAGUUGACGAUCUUCAUUCACAAGUUGAUGUUGACGUCAAUGGAAAGAACGAUUCUUUGACAUUACCUACAAUCAAAGCAUCGAAGGAGGAUAAGAAAUCGUCAUCAGCAGCUGCUCGAUCAGCAAGUAUGGAGGAAUUAACCGUACAUUCUAGUCACAUUUACGAAGAAAUUGAGAAAAAGAGACCAAUUAUAUAUAGAAGAUUUUCGGAUAAAACGGAGAAUAGAAAAGUGAUUUGUACAAGUCCGGAACCAGAAGGAAAGAAAGUGAAGAAAAAGAAAUCUCGCAGCAGCUCUUUUUCGGAAUUUUUUAGGAAUCCAACCAAAUAUAAAAUGCCAGCAUGGAGAAAUAAAAAACCCAAAGAACAUCCAAAGAACAAAGAUGGCGAUGUAAUCAUUCAAGCAAGUUCGUCUACAUCUAUUCUAUAUAUGUAAUGGACUUAACUACAUGGAAACGACAGUGAUUGUUGGAACGUCUUGUGAUUGGAAAUUACUUUCGAGAAAUCUUAGAAUUUAAGAGUUCCAGGAAUCAUACAAGAUACUUGUUCAAAUUUUGAUUUCGAGGGAAGUGAACAAGUUCUUUGUCCAGAAUCAAUUCUAGUGGCGAAAAAUGAAAAUGUUUUAAUAUCUCCAAAAGUGUUCUUAAACGAGUAAUGACAGGAGGAAACGGGUACAAGUACACUCUCUUGAGUAUGUGUAAAUUGUCAUCAGUCAAUAAUCAUUACAUCAUUAUAUUACCAGUAUGUAGAUAUAUUUUACUUAUCAUUUUAAAAUAGUCAAGAUUACAAGUAAAUAUUUGUAAGGUAAUUCAAAGUUAUUUGAAAUCAAGUUUAAUGAAUUAAUCACGAUUGAUUAAAUAAUAUUUCUGUAUUUUAUUUUAAAUUAUGAAACUGUAAAAGCAAUUCGGUGAAGUGUUACUGGUAUAUCAAAAUUGUAAUGAUACUGAUAUGGAAAAGAACAUUUAGUAUAUUACUAAUCUAGUAACAGUAUUCAACAAUCAGUGUAAAUAACAUCAUUCAAUAUAGUGCUAUAUUUAUGUUUUUUAACAUUGUAAAGUCUGAUGUACUUAUAUCUAUGUAGAAAUCAACCA
This is a messenger RNA of Saccostrea echinata, 5455 nucleotides long. RefSeq lists its product as uncharacterized. The transcript has 7 exons. The record is from RefSeq and is a predicted model, not a curated record. NCBI's taxonomy places the organism in Eukaryota, Metazoa, Mollusca, Bivalvia, Ostreida, Ostreidae. The coding region runs from base 1 to 4800 and encodes 1599 amino acids.